GCGCAGUCGUACGGUCUGCACUCAGCCGCUUGCGCAGGCGCAGUGUGAGCAGCUCAGACCCGGGCGCAGGCGUACUCGUCUUGCUCGCAUCUUUGCUUCCUAAGCCCUGGAGCUCGGCUGGAGUUGGGUGGGUCUCCACAGCAGUGGCGACCAGUGACAGCGGCUGCCUGAGACCCAGACGGAAAUGGCGAUGGCGAUGUCGGACAGUGGAGCGAGCCGCCUGCGGCGGCAGCUAGAAUCAGGGGGCUUUGAGGCACGGCUGUACGUGAAGCAGCUCUCGCAGCAGUCGGACGGGGACCGGGACCUCCAGGAGCACCGGCAGCGCAUCCAGGCUUUGGCGGAGGAGACAGCGCAAAACCUGAAACGCAACGUCUACCAGAACUACCGGCAGUUCAUAGAGACGGCCCGCGAGAUCUCCUACCUGGAGAGCGAGAUGUACCAGCUCAGCCAUCUCCUGACGGAACAGAAGAGCAGCCUGGAGAGCAUCCCGCUCACCCUGCUGCCGGCCGCGGCCGCCGCCGCCGCGGGAGCCGGCGCCGCCUCCGGCGGGGAGGAGGGGGCGGGUGGCGCCGGGGGCCGAGACCACCUCCGAGGCCAGGCCGGCUUUUUUCCCAGCCCCGGGGGCGCCUCGCGUGACAGUUCCGGCCCGGGCGAGGAAGGAAAGCAGCGCACUCUCACCACCCUGCUUGAGAAGGUGGAAGGCUGCAGGCACCUGCUGGAGACCCCGGGGCAGUACCUGGUGUACAACGGGGACCUGGUGGAAUACGAAGCGGAUCACAUGGCCCAGCUGCAGCGGGUGCACGGCUUUCUCAUGAACGACUGUUUGCUGGUGGCCACCUGGCUGCCCCAGCGGCGGGGGAUGUAUCGCUACAAUGCUCUCUAUCCCCUAGAUGGCCUGGCCGUGGUCAAUGUCAAGGACAACCCACCCAUGAAGGACAUGUUCAAGCUGCUGAUGUUCCCCGAGAGUCGUAUUUUUCAGGCAGAAAAUGCCAAAAUAAAACGAGAGUGGCUGGAGGUGCUGGAAGAAACCAAGAGGGCCCUCAGUGAAAAAAGACGAAGGGAACAGGAGGAAGCAGCGGCCCCUAGAGGGCCUCCCCAAGUGACCUCCAAGGCCACGAACCCGUUUGAGGAUGAUGAAGAAGAAGAACCAGCCGUCCCCGAGGUAGAGGAGGAGAAGGUGGACCUAUCGAUGGAAUGGAUCCAGGAGUUACCUGAAGACCUGGAUGUGUGCAUUGCUCAGAGGGACUUUGAGGGGGCCGUUGACCUGUUAGAUAAGUUGAAUCAUUACCUAGAAGACAAGCCCAGCCCACCUCCUGUAAAAGAACUCAGGGCCAAGGUGGAUGAGCGGGUCCGGCAGCUCACAGAGGUGCUGGUUUUUGAACUGUCCCCAGAUCGUUCCUUGCGAGGUGGGCCCAAGGCUACUCGCAGGGCGGUUUCUCAGCUGAUCCGGCUUGGCCAGUGCACAAAGGCUUGCGAGCUGUUUUUGAGAAACAGAGCGGCAGCCGUGCAUACGGCCAUCCGUCAGCUUCGUAUUGAAGGUGCCACUUUGCUCUAUAUUCAUAAGCUGUGCCAUGUCUUCUUUACGUGUCUUCUUGAGACUGCCAGAGAAUUUGAGACAGAUUUCGCCGGCACCGACAGUGGCUGCUACUCUGCCUUUGUGGUCUGGGCGAGAUCAGCCAUGGGCAUGUUCGUGGACGCUUUCAGCAAGCAGGUGUUUGAUAGCAAGGAGAGCCUCUCUACGGCAGCAGAGUGUGUCAAAGUGGCUAAGGAGCACUGCCAGCAGCUGGGUGAUAUUGGACUAGACCUCACCUUCAUCAUCCAUGCCCUUCUGGUGAAAGACAUCCAGGGGGCCUUGCACAGUUACAAAGAAAUCAUCAUUGAAGCCACCAAGCAUCGCAACUCGGAGGAGAUGUGGAGGAGGAUGAACUUGAUGACUCCAGAGGCCCUGGGCAAGCUCAAAGAAGAAAUGAAAAGUUGCGGGGUAAGUAACUUUGAGCAGUACACAGGGGAUGACUGCUGGGUGAACCUAAGUUACACAGUGGUUGCUUUCACCAAACAGACCAUGGCGUUUUUGGAAGAGGCCUUAAAGCUGUAUUUCCCAGAGCUGCACAUGGUGCUGUUGGAGAGCCUGGUGGAAAUCAUUUUGGUGGCUGUUCAGCACGUGGACUAUAGUCUUCGGUGUGAGCAGGACCCAGAGAAGAAGGCUUUUAUCCGACAGAAUGCGUCCUUUCUGUAUGAAACAGUGCUCCCUGUGGUGGAGAAAAGGUUUGAAGAAGGUGUGGGGAAACCUGCUAAGCAACUCCAAGACCUGAGGAACGCAUCUAGACUCAUGCGGGUGAAUCCUGAAAGCACAACAUCAGUAGUCUGAGACUUGAGUCUGUUCAUACGUGUACAGAUUAUAGUGCUUAUAUGUUAUUUAUAUUUAUAUUGUUGUAUUUAGCAUAUUCUGUAUAGUCUCAAACACAGCUUACAAGUAAAAAGUGCCCUCAGAGAUGCAAAAUCAAAAGCAGAAAGGAAAAGAAUGUGAAAUUAAGCCCAAAUAACAAAAAUAUCAGAGUUGUUAAAACAUAUACUGACCUUUUAAAUUAUGCUAGUUCUCUCAUGGGUUUAUGAUCGCACUACAGUUAUUUCAGCUUCUCCUUUGAACCAAAACACACUUUCUCACAGUGUAUCUUAUUCAGCACAGAUACAUAUGUCUACAAAUACAUCAGUUUAAGUGUGUGUGAAAAGUUUCCCGGUUCACUACACGGUUACGUUUCUUAAAGGGUACAGUACCAUAUAAAACACCCUGCCUCAGUACUUCCCCUUCUUGAAGUGUGAUUGAACACUUUUUGGGGAAAAGAAAGGAGUUGGGAAAGUUGGUUUUGGAGUAAACUCUAGUCAAAAGAAUUCUUUCUCCAUGAUCUAGCUAGCUAGCUUGGGGACUCAGAUUCUCCAGUCCCUAUGUAAGAGGAAGCUUUUAUACAAAUUCAGACAUUUCCAACAUAAUUUGAUGGCUAGUUAUUUUCACUUGCUAAUUAGCAGCUCCAUAGUUUCCUAUUGGAGUUGGGAACGUUUACUUGGAAAUCUUAAAGAUUGUGAUAAAUGUUUUUCAACACGUUUCUGAAUUGUGUGAAUUUCCAGCUGGAGCUUUUGUCUUUGUUAUAUUUAAAAAUAAUAAUAAAACAGGAAACUUGACGAUCCUGACUGCAGCCGGUGAUUUCAGCUCCCUUUUCAAUGUAGGUUAUUAGGGGCUGUCUUCAAGCAAAUGCAAAAAUUUUUUCACUGAACUAUUUAGAUUUUAGGGACUGAGUAGCUGGGAAAGUAGAAAAAAAAUCAUAAGCAAAUCUCAGUGGUCUCACUGAGCAUGACUAAUUUUAGCAGAGAUUUGUUUUUGGUUUUGUAUUUUUGUAACAAAGUAGAGACCCGAAGUGAGAUAGUGUGCCCAGAGGAAAGGGAAGAGGAGAAUCUUUUCUUUAAAAAAAAAAAAAGAACAAACUCCUGGAAUGCUCCGUGCUGUGUUUUUCUUGUUUUAUUUUUUACUUUCCUUCUUUGCUUUUGAAAGUGAAUAUAAUGCUUACCUUAGAUUGUUAGUAACGCACAAAUAAAAAUAAAUAUGAGCUUCCCAAGAUUUCUAAAUGAUUGCUUCCAUUGUGUAUUAAUUAUAUGACAUUCUUCAUUCUUUGAGAGAAAUUGUGCUUGCCAAGAUUCAUUUUUUUCCUAGUUGUGAUUCUUGUCCUUAAGUGCCACUUUGGGUGCCAAUGAUUUCAAAAGGUCAUUUCUUUCUUCUUAAUAAAAAUGGUGUUAAUAAGACUGUAAAAAUUAUGUAAAAGCUAAAGUAGAUUCCAAAUAGUGGCUCAAGGUUGUAAAACUCCUUGACUUGAUUACUUAUGCUAGACCAGCCUUUUAUUUUCUUUUUGACUGUGUUUAAUCACAAGGUUGAAAUUAUUAAAAUUACAAUUUUAGGCCUGCGCCGCGGCUCACUAGGCUAAUCCUCCACCUUGCGGCGCUGGCACACCGGGUUCUAGUCCCGGUCGGGGCACCGAUCCUGUCCCGGUUGCCCCUCUUCCAGGCCAGCUCUCUGCUGUGGCCAGGGAGUGCAGUGGAGGAUGGCCCAAGUGCUUGGGCCCUGCACCCCAUGGGAGACCAGGAGAAGCACCUGGCUCCUGCCAUCCCGCGCCAGCCGCAGCGCGCCUACCACGGCGGCCACCGGAGGAUGAACCAACGGCAAAAAGAAGACCUUUCUCUCUGUCUCUCUCUCACUGUCCACUCUGCCUGUCAAAAAUUUAAAAAAAAAAAAAUUACAAUUUUAAUUUUUUUCAUAUAACUUUAGGAUUUUCUAGAUAACUACAACAAUAUCUCUGUGAACUAAAUUAUACUUUUUUAAGAUGACUGGAAACUUGAAUUUUGUAAAAUUAUGUUAUUUGAUUAUUUUUGCCAUUUACACUUUAUAACAUUAUACUGUAUGAAACUCAAGUAUAAAUACAUGAUGCUGGUCUGUGAAAUGAUACUUCUGAAAUCAAAAUUCCUCUUAAGGCAUGAAGUUGUAGAAACUUAAAUGUGUAUGUAAACUCAUAUUUAAAUGGUUUUGUCUUCAUAGAACUGUCUACUUUUUGAAACUGGAAGUACAGAGUUUUCUUAUGUUAAAAUGUAUGUGUCUCUUAAUCAGAGUUAUAACUGAAGGAAGUAAGCUUUUGCUGAAUCAAUUAGUGGGAAGUUGACUCAAGACCACCAGUGUUGUAAUGUACCUUUGUGUCCAGAAAAAAAAAAUUACAAUAAUUGCAAUAUUCAAAGUGGACUGAGACCUUCUAAUUCUUUUGUUUCAUUAUACUCCAAAACAAACUCUAAAAAUUGAAUGCAGUUCAAAAAUGCUGUACAUAUUGAAAUAUACAGCUCUAGCAUUGACUGCCUUUGUUUUGUCUGCUUCAAGCAGAACACUGUCACUGGAGCUCGGAAUCACAGACUUGAUUGAAUUAAAUGCUGUUUGGGAAAGCGUGCCCUGUGGAAUUAAGUCUCUUUUUUGAUUAAAGUCUCAUUUCACUUAACUGCUGAGGACUUUUUAAAAAAUGCUACCUAUAGAAGUCAGCACUUGCUUUUUGCAACUUGAUAUCUAGGAUUGGGAAUUUGGGACUUCAUGUGUAGGUUAAAUUAGUAUAUGUACAUUUUGCUUAUGCUGUGACAUGAGGGAAUCUGAAAUGUUCUGUAAAAAUAAAUUAAAAUUU
This is a messenger RNA of Lepus europaeus (European hare), 5201 nucleotides long. RefSeq names its product exocyst complex component 8 (gene EXOC8). Gene Ontology annotation, cellular component: exocyst. The coding region runs from base 185 to 2368 and encodes 727 amino acids. The record is from RefSeq and is a predicted model, not a curated record. NCBI's taxonomy places the organism in Eukaryota, Metazoa, Chordata, Mammalia, Lagomorpha, Leporidae. The transcript has a single exon. Gene Ontology annotation, biological process: exocytosis; Golgi to plasma membrane transport; intracellular protein localization.